This is a messenger RNA of Paramisgurnus dabryanus, 1853 nucleotides long. It is a transcript of the gene polr1c, whose product is annotated as RNA polymerase I and III subunit C. Gene Ontology annotation, cellular component: RNA polymerase III complex; RNA polymerase I complex. Lineage: Eukaryota; Metazoa; Chordata; Actinopteri; Cypriniformes; Cobitidae. The record is from RefSeq and is a predicted model, not a curated record. Gene Ontology annotation, molecular function: protein dimerization activity; DNA binding. Gene Ontology annotation, biological process: DNA-templated transcription.
UACUGCUCUCUACCGGCGCAAGGAACGUAUGACAGCAAAGAUGGCGGCGUCCAGGAGCAACGUGGAUGAAAUUCGUGAUCGAGUAAUAUUGGGUGAAUUUGGGGUGAAAAAUGUCCAUACUACAGAUUAUCCUGGAAAUUAUCCUGGUUACGAUGACACAUGGGACCUGGAAAAUUUUAAAAAGAACUUCAAGAUCGAUAUUAUUCAUUCGGAUGAAACCACGUUGGAGUUUGAUAUGAUUGGAAUAGAUGCUGCUAUAGCAAAUGCUUUUCGCCGUAUAUUACUUGCUGAGGUCCCAACAAUGGCAAUUGAAAAAGUGUUCAUUUACAAUAACACAUCCAUUAUUCAGGAUGAGAUUUUGGCCCAUAGACUUGGUCUAGUGCCCAUUAAAGCAGAUCCUCGUCUUUUUGAGUACAGAAAUGCAGAGGAUCAGGAGGGCACGGAAAUCGACACAAUUCAGCUUCAGCUAAAGGUAAAAUGCUCCCGAAAUCCUAGAGCACCUAAAGACUCUGCAGAUCCCAAGGAGUUAUAUCUCCAUCACAUGGUGUACUCGGGUGACAUUAAAUGGGUCCCUGUUGGAAACCAAGCCGAUGUGUUUGCAGAUGCCAAGAUUGGCCCUGUGCAUGAUGACAUUCUCCUGGCACAGCUCCGACCAGGACAUGAACUUGAUAUAGUCAUGCACUGUGUCAAAGGAAUAGGCAAGGAUCAUGCCAAGUUUUCUCCAGUGGCAACUGCAAGUUACAGACUUCUUCCUGAAAUAACAUUAUUAGAGACCAUUGAGGGGGAAAAGGCAGAGAGGUUAAAGGGUUGCUUCUCACCUGGAGUUAUUGAACUUGAAAAUGUUAAUGGAAAGCAAGUGGCUAAGGUUGUCAACAGUCGUUUGGACACAUGCAGCAGAGAAGUUCUCCGACACGACGACUUGAAGAACUUGGUGAAACUUGGAAGAGUGCGGGAUCAUUUUAUAUUCUCAGUUGAGUCCACAGGGAUACUGUCUCCUGAAGUCCUGGUUAGUGAGGCCAUUAAUGUUCUCAUUGCUAAGUGUCAGAAGUUUCUCACAGCACUUGAUGCAACAGACAUGGACUAAAUGGAGAAAAUUAAGGCCAGUCACAAUCUGCCUAAUACCUGGAAUUAAAAGGACCAUGUAUCAGUGGAGUGAAUGGUGUUAUUGGUUUCAUGAAUCUGUAUGUAGCUUUUGGUCUAAAGCUUUCCUUUGUGAUUUCACACCAAUUCCAUCACCAUAUGCACAACCAACAACUGAACUUUAGCAGCAGCACCAUUAAUUUUAGACCUUACAUUUGCAUCAGAAGAUCUUUAUUCAAUCUUAGGACAGUAAAUCUCUGAAGACUAUGCUUGGUGUCUAUGUUAAGUUUACUCUCUAAGCAAUGUAAUAGCAGAGGUGAACAGUAAAGUAUUUUUUACUCGAGUACAUUUUUAAUGUUUAUUAGGGUUUUUUCUUUUAAAAAUGUUUACUUGACUUAAUUCUAAAGCAUAAUGUCAUACUUUACUCAUUUGCAUUUUAUAUUAAGUUGUGUUUAAUAAUUUAUUGCAUUUAAAAAAUGUAGAACUUUCUUACUUUACUAAAUUACUUGCACAUUAAAUUAUUCAUAUCAAAUAAUAAAAAAAUAUCGAUACAGUAUUAUGCUUUGGAAUAUAGUGAAGUAAAAGUUUUCCCAAAGAAAAAACGAAUAAAGUGUACAGAAUUGAAAAAAUCUACCCAAGUUAAAUAAAAGUACUUUAUUGUCCACUUCUGUUAAAUAGUCAAUUUAUUAUGACUAUUACAAAUAUAAUGCUAUAUAUGGCAUUUGACCAGACAUGUAGUGACAUGUUUAUGUUUUUCCAUGUGUAUAAAAUCU